Bufo gargarizans (Asiatic toad) is the source of this 2992-nucleotide messenger RNA. RefSeq names its product vesicle associated membrane protein 4 (gene VAMP4). Gene Ontology annotation, cellular component: membrane. Lineage: Eukaryota; Metazoa; Chordata; Amphibia; Anura; Bufonidae. Gene Ontology annotation, biological process: Golgi ribbon formation; vesicle-mediated transport. The coding region runs from base 193 to 618 and encodes 141 amino acids. The record is from RefSeq and is a predicted model, not a curated record. The transcript has 8 exons.
ACAGAACACAACAGGAAGAGCAGCAGAGCACCGAGUGACGAGACUAUCGGUAGCCGAUGAAUCGCCAUGUUAGGCGCUUGUUAGAAUUACACACGUCUACGGGGAAAGCAGCACCGGGAGAUCGCAUCCAGAAGCCGAAUUACAAAGCAACAAGAAAAUCUCAGCCGUGUACUGUACCCAUAGUCACACGCCAUGCCUCCAAAGUUCAAGAGGCACCUCAACGAUGAGGAGGUCACUGGGUCCAUAAAAAGUGAGAGAAGAAAUCUGUUGGAGGAAGACUCUGAUGAAGAGGAAGACUUCUUCUUGAGGGGACCUUCUGCACCUAAGUUUGGACCAAGGAAUGACAAGAUCAGACAUGUGCAGAACCAGGUGGACGAGGUCAUUGAUGUCAUGCAAGAAAAUAUCACCAAAGUGAUAGAACGAGGAGAGAGACUGGAUGAACUGCAAGAUAAGUCUGAAAGUUUAUCAGAUAACGCGACAGCAUUCAGCAGCAGAGCAAGACAUCUCAGGAGACAGAUGUGGUGGCGGGAAUGCAAGAUGAAAGCAAUUGUCGCGUUGGUCUUCAUUUUCAUCCUGCUAGUCAUUAUUGUUCCCAUUAUCCUGAAGUAUCGCUCCUAACUAUUUGGACAUGAGCCAUUCCACUCAGUCUCCAAAUUCUGGGAUCUCCUCACAGGAACUCUGUAUUACUUUUCUUAUAACACUUCAUCUUCUCCCUGUAAAGGGACCGAGUCAACAUUCCUCAUGGACAAUAAUUACUGAUAUGGGUUCCUGUAAAUGAGAAAGAAGAAGUUCUUUCCCGCAUUUCCUACUUAUUGUCUUUUGGUUGGUUCCUUAACACAUUGUGCACAAGCAAGAGGUAGCGUUGUUGGCGAUCCACGUGGAUCCACAUGUGCCAGGACGGAACAAUAUAUAUAUAUAGCAUGAAACCACAUGGAGCAGAUAUGUAAAUGUCUAGAUUUUCAACAAGGCUAAUGUUACUGGACACAAGAGUUUCCAACCAGUAGAUAACAAUACUCAUCCCUGAGCAGCCAUAACGGCCUUCUACCUGAAUAGUACAGCACAAUCCUAGGUUUUGCUCUGACUUCACAUUACUUCUUGGUUUUGUUUGCCAUUCCAGUUUUAUAUUAAAGGGGUUGUCGCCUGUCCAUAGGUAAGAGUUCUGAUCAGUGGGGGUCUGACCGCUGGGAAAUCCUCCACAAUCACAGGUUCCUGGAGUGAGUGGAGCAGUGGUCACACAUUUGAGCUGCUACCUCAUUCAACUCUAUGGGACUGCAUUGUGCAGUGCUCGGGCAUCUCUGGCAGCCCCAUUGAGGUGAAUGAAGUAUGGCCAUUCCAGAGACUCGUGGACCUGGUUUUCAUGAUUGGUGGGGGUGUCUGUGGUCAGAACCUCAUUGAUCAGAUGCUAAUCAAUGAAGUCAUAUAGUGGGACAACCUCUUUAAGGGCUAUUCACACCUUUGGGGGGCAUUGUUUGCAUUUUCCCCAUUUUGGGCUAAAAAUCCUUUUUUCCAUUAGUCGUUAUUAAAAAUGUUCAGUCAUUUCUGAGUACACGGGUUAAAAAUCAGUCUGUUUGCAAGCUGUUACUUUGUUUCCUUUGGAUCCUGUCAUAUGACGGCUCAUGUGUAGCUCUGAUCACUGAUCUCCUUGACUAAGAAUUGAGUUUUUAUGGGUUUAGGCAAUCAAAAGUAAGAUCUACACAUGAGCUGUCAGAUGAUGGGAUUAAAAGAAAACAAAGUGACAGAAUGCAAACAGACAGAUUUUUAACCCCUGUACCUUUGAAAUGGCUGAGCUUUUUUAAUAAAGACCAAGUGAAAAAAACGUAAUUUUAAUUUUUUUGUUUUUGUUUUUUGCCAGAAAAUUAGGAAAAUGCACUCGUACAAAAAGCCCCAAAGGUGUCCAUAGCUUUUAGGUCUAUUACUCUGUGGAUCUUUUAUUAGACGCAAUAUCUAAUUUUCACCGGCUAUAGGCAUUGCAGACAUUUUUAAACUACUGCAAAUUUGGCAAAAGAAGGCGCUCAUAGGGUAGUACGUUUUGGGUACCAGAUCUAGAGAGUAUGCAGUGUCAAUUGUUAUGCUCACUUUCUGGUGUUGUGCAUGCGUCAGUACAACACUCGCGAAGGGGGGGAGGGGGUGGGGUUGGUGCUGCCGGUAUCUUCUCAGUCCUUGGAGUUGCCAGUUCUCCAAAGGAGUGAGAUGGAAUGCUGUAAGAAGCUGUGUGCUGGGGUCGUACACAAUCUGAUACCUCUUGGCGCAAAACCACAACAUCAGAAAUAAAAACCUUUUUAUAAGACGUCAUUCACGGUUGUGGUUUUGCGCCCAGAGGUAUCCUAUUGUGUACAUCCCCAGCACACAGCUUCUUACAGCAUUUUUAAACUACUGUAACUAUCCAAUGAUUGUAUUUUAGCAACCCAUAUAAAGGGGUUGUUGAAGAUCAGAAAAACAUGGCUGCUUUCUUCCAGAAACAGCACCACAUCCGUCCAUGUGUUCUGUCUGAUUCUACUGCUCAGCUCCUUUGAAGUGAAUGGGGCAGCACUGCAGUGCCACACGCAACCCAUGGACAGGUGUGGUACAGUUUCUGGAAGCAAGCGGCCAUAUUUUUCCGUUCCUGGACCACCCUUUUAACAAAUAGAAGUGCAAAGGUGGAAAUCUAAAAGAUUUAUUGCUCAGAUUGUAUUUUUAUGAACGGAAGAAAUGUACAAUCCACGAUCAAUCAGUAGUAAUUCCUGUAAUAAGGUAGCAAUGCAGCUUUCUAAUCAUGGAAUGACUAUGUUGGACUUGCUGAUAAAAGCCAGUUUUAUUGUUACUUUGAGGAUUAGUUUUAGGACAGGGGAAGUUUUUAGUAUUCCUUCCACACUGGCUUGACAGCCUUUCUGUAUUCAGAAGUCCUUGAGUUUUAAAUGGCCAGAAUGAGGCCAAUAUUCAUAUUGUACAUAUACCAUUUAGGCUGAGUUCACAUCAGCGUUCAGCCUUUCAGUUCUCCUACUCCAAUAUGGGA